UUUUGUUUCAUUGAUCAUUAUGACAUUCUCAUGGCUCUUGUUAAGUGUGUGUCUUUUAUCUCACCUUGUUGUUGGUGUAAAAGACGAGUUUCCGAUAGGUGCUAUUUUUACCGAAGACACUGUAGAACUGGAAACUGCUUUUAAAUACGCUGUAUAUCUCCACAAUAACAAUGCUACACACGCUCGUUUCAGGAUAAAACCACGUGUUGAUGUUGUCAAGAACGAUGACCCCUUUGAGAUUUCCCAGAAACUUUGCCAGCAGAUAGAGCAAGGCAUUUCUACACUAAUAGCGCCAACACGAGAGUCCAUCUACGACACCUUCGCUUCUUACACCAACACUUUCCACAUGCCUUUUGUAAGUCCUGCAUUCCCUCAGUUGUCUACUGAAAGACCAAGUCGUUUUGGUGUUAGUAUGAGACCAAAUUACAUUCGAGCCAUCGUCGAUGUUAUCAGACAUUACAAAUGGAAACAUAUCAUUUAUUUGUAUGAUUCAGAUGAUGGGUUACUUCGGCUCCAAAAUAUCAUUCAGUUGACAACAGGGAACUAUAAAAUGCGACUCAGCGUGGUGAAGAGAUUCACCAACGUUUCCGACGCUAAUGAUUUCCUCCAUUCUGUGGAGGCACAUGACCGAGAUAGUGUGAAGCACGUGCUGCUGGACUGUACUUCAGAAGUGGCAACCAAUAUUGUCAUAAAUCACCUAAGGGAUAUCUAUAUGGGGAGAAGAAAUUACCAUUUUCUGCUUUCAAGUUUGAUCGUCGAUGAAUACUGGAAUUCUAGAGUUCUGGAGUUUGGUGCAAUGAAUGUGACAGGCCUGAGGCUCUUAAAACCAAACAGUCCUUCCUUUAGAAAAUUAAUGGCAUCAUGGCAAUUUCUAGACCCUAUUAUCUGGCCAGGGGCUGGAUUAAAGAAUAUUGGGUCAGACGCAGCUUUGAUCUAUGAUGGAGUAAAUGUGAUCUUGAGUGCUUUAUCCAAAAUCAUCCGUGGCCCAUCACCAGUGGACUUCUAUAUUGGCGUUUAUAAGAACGGAAGUAAGGGGACUGUCUGUGACACUUCUUACAUUAGAGCCUGGGAUUACGGAUAUAAACUGACAUCUCAGUUGAAAAAGACAAGGUUAUCGGGAUUAACAGGAAACAUCGUCUUCGAUGGAAAUGGUUAUAGAAAGAACUUUACGAUCGACGUUGUAGAAAUGACAUUUAACAGUGAGAUGGUUAAGAUUGCCGAGUGGACAGACAGUCGAGGACUGGAACUUGUCUCGCCCGUUUACAAAAGGGUGAAACAAGAUAGAGGAUUUGAGAAUAAAACCUACAUUGUGACAAGUAUACUGGAAGAACCAUAUCUAAUGUACAAAAAACCUGAUCCUGGCGAAGUGCUGGAAGGAAAUUCCAUGUUCGAAGGUUACUGUAAAGACCUGGCAGAACUUAUUGCCAAUAAACUUAAUCUUGACUACGUCCUGAAGUUAGUUAAUGACUCUAAAUAUGGCGGGCAAGAUCCUAACUCACCAGCUGGUUGGAACGGAAUGGUUGGAGAACUUAUUCGCAAGGAGGCGGACAUGGCCAUCGCGCCAUUGACUAUCAGUGAGGUCAGGGAAAGGGUCAUAGAUUUUACCAAACCGUACAUGUCACUGGGAAUUAGCAUCAUGAUCAAGAAACCGAUGAAAAAGAAACCCGGAGUGUUUUCCUUCAUGAACCCUUUAUCUAAAGAGAUUUGGAUGUGUAUCAUCUUCGCCUACGUGGGCGUGUCUGUGGUCUUGUUCCUAGUUAGUCGAUUUUCUCCGCACGAAUGGAGAGUGGAGGAUACCUUCUUAGGACCAACCAUGUCUAAUGAUUUCUCGCUCAUCAACAGUUUGUGGUUUUCAUUAGGAGCUUUUAUGCAGCAAGGCUGUGAUGUCUGUCCAAGAUCUGUUGCUGGCAGGAUUGUAGGCAGCGUUUGGUGGUUUUUUACUCUCAUAAUCAUAUCCUCCUACACAGCCAACUUAGCAGCCUUCCUUACUGUAGAGAGAAUGGUGACUCCUAUCAACUCAGCAGAUGAUUUAGCUAAACAAACAGAGGUUGAAUACGGCACCUUAAUGUAUUCUUCAACUCAAGAAUUCUUUAGGAAAUCUAAAAUUGCCACCUACGCUCGGAUGUGGGAGUUUAUGAACUCCAGAAAACACGUGUUCACGUCUUCAUAUGACGAAGGGAUAAAGAGAGUGCGAGAGUCUAAAGGGAAAUACGCUUUUCUUUUGGAAUCCACCACCAAUGAUUAUAUAAAUGAGCGACUGCCCUGUGAUACAAUGAAAGUAGGGAGAAACCUUGAUGCUAAAGGAUUUGGAGUAGCCACCCCACUGGGAUCAAAACUGAGGGACCGCUUGAACUUAGCGGUAUUGUCGCUAAUAGAAAAUGGGGAUCUAGCUCGAUUAAAGAAUAAAUGGUGGUACGAUAGAAGUGAAUGUAACACAGGCGGAAGCGGGGAUUCAUCUCAAAACGAGUUGACUUUAGGUAACGUUGCCGGAUGUUUCUACAUUCUUAUUGGGGGACUUAUAUUAGCAGUCAUUGUGGCCCUCUUAGACUUCUGCUAUAACUCAAAAGUUGAAGCGACAAGAGCUAAAAUAAGCAUGAUAGAAGCAAUGAAGUCCAAAGCAAAGAACUCUAUCAAUGGAACCCACCCCACUAACAAUGGACGGGUACGGCACGGCUCUCUUUAACAUUCGGCUAUACACCCCAGCUUCAGACCAGAUGAGAUCAACAAGUGCCCAUUCUGGUUCACUUAAUCUUAAUACACACACCCAAGUAUAAACCUGCAGGUCACAUCUAAUCCAAAGAAAACAUCGACAGGGACUCAUUUCUUGACGAUAGCUGACUGCAUUCAAUGAAACGAAACUUUUUGAUACAGAUUGAGCAAGUCUUAUUUACGGUAAUUUAUGUAUACAUGUUUUCAUGACGAAUAUUAUUGACAAUAAAAUUAUUUAAUUUCACACUU
Molecule: messenger RNA, 2958 nt
Organism: Limulus polyphemus (Atlantic horseshoe crab)
Lineage: Eukaryota; Metazoa; Arthropoda; Merostomata; Xiphosura; Limulidae
Product: glutamate receptor 1-like
Exons: 16
Coding region: 20-2683 (887 amino acids)
Biological process (GO): modulation of chemical synaptic transmission; synaptic transmission, glutamatergic; monoatomic ion transport
Cellular component (GO): plasma membrane; postsynaptic membrane
Molecular function (GO): transmitter-gated monoatomic ion channel activity involved in regulation of postsynaptic membrane potential; glutamate-gated receptor activity
Source: RefSeq, a predicted model, not a curated record